AUGAAACAUGGCAUGAAUUCCCAGAUAGCCUUCUUGGAUUGUGCAAAACGUUGUGUACUGGCUUGUUCUCCUGUUUUCAGAAGACAACAAUUCUUGAUAAGAUCUGUGGGAGGCUCCAUUGGAAUUGAUCAACAAAUCCAUUCUAGAGAUAUGCAAGGCCUAAGGUCUGUUGAGGUUGACUCUGAGAGUAUUAUUCGAGCAAUUAUUCCAGCCCUUGAUCCUAGCAGACAUAAAGGCCAGGCAGGAAAUAUAGCUGUUAUUGGAGGCUGCCGUGAAUACACAGGUGCUCCAUAUUUUGCUGCAAUUUCAGCCUUAAAAAUUGGUGCAGAUCUAUCCCACGUGUUUUGUACAAAAGAUGCUGCUCCUGUUAUUAAAAGCUACAGUCCUGAGUUGAUUGUGCACCCUGUUUUAGAAGAAUCUUACAAUGUCAGGGAGGAAUACAAAAGAUCUAUGUCAAGCAAGGUUCUUGCUGAAGUUGAUAAGUGGAUGGAAAGAUUUACCUGUCUAGUUGUUGGUCCAGGCCUUGGAAGAGACCCAUUUCUUCUGGACUGUGUGAGUGACAUCAUGAGACAUGCAAGAAAGUCAAACAUCCCAAUAGUUAUAGAUGGGGAUGGACUUUUUCUUGUUACAAAUAAUCUUGACCUUGUUAGUGGCUAUGCCUUAGCUGUUCUAACACCAAAUGUCAAUGAAUAUAAGCGCCUUGUUCAGAAAGUACUGAGUUCUGAAGUAAAUGACGUAGAUGCUCCUCAGCAAUUGCUAUCUGUUGCCAAACAGAUUGGUGGUGUUACUAUCCUAAGGAAAGGAAAAUCUGAUCUCAUAAGUGAUGGUGACACAGUCAAAUCAGUGAGUAUCUAUGGUUCUCCUAGGCGUUGUGGUGGCCAAGGUGAUAUCCUUUCUGGAAGUGUUGCUGUCUUCUUGUCAUGGGCACGUCAACAUAUCUUAGCUGCUGAUCCUAUUUCAAAUCCCAGUUAUAAAAAUCCAACAGUUUUGGGAUGCAUAGCUGGGUCUGCUAUAUUGAGGAAGGCUGCAGCACUAGCUUUCUCGGAUAAGAAAAGAUCAACAGUUACUGGGGACAUUAUUGAAUGCUUAGGGAAAAGUUUGGAAGGCAUUUGUCCUGCCAGUUAA
This is a messenger RNA of Gastrolobium bilobum, 1125 nucleotides long. RefSeq names its product ATP-dependent (S)-NAD(P)H-hydrate dehydratase. The transcript has 11 exons. Bases 1 to 1125 code for a protein of 374 amino acids. Gene Ontology annotation, biological process: metabolite repair. Lineage: Eukaryota; Viridiplantae; Streptophyta; Magnoliopsida; Fabales; Fabaceae. The record is from RefSeq and is a predicted model, not a curated record. Gene Ontology annotation, molecular function: ATP-dependent NAD(P)H-hydrate dehydratase activity.